Molecule: messenger RNA, 3886 nt
Organism: Choloepus didactylus (southern two-toed sloth)
Lineage: Eukaryota; Metazoa; Chordata; Mammalia; Pilosa; Megalonychidae
Gene: JAKMIP1
Product: janus kinase and microtubule interacting protein 1
Exons: 23
Coding region: 422-2929 (835 amino acids)
Molecular function (GO): kinase binding; microtubule binding; GABA receptor binding
Source: RefSeq, a predicted model, not a curated record
GGCCGCGGGAGCUGCAGCCACCAGCUAGCGGCACGCGCCGGCCGGUCCCCGGGAGCAUCGUCGUCCGCGCCGCCGCCCCGCGACCCCCGCCCCGCGGAGCCGCGCGCGCCCCUGCACGCCGGCCUCCUUUGCUUUAUACGGAUUUUUUUUGGGCAUGCAUUCGUUUUCUGUUCCGUUUUGUCCUUUUUAAGGCGACGGUGUAGGCUCGGGGCGGGGAGGGGGCGGCCGGAGGAUGCGGCGCGGGGCUGCGCCCCCCGCGCCCCCCGCUGUUGUCCCGCUGGGGCCUGAGCGUCCAGCAGGAUCCCGAGUGAUGGUGGUUCCCGCGGAGGAGCGACCGGUUAGCGCCGCGGAGCUGGUCCCCGCACCUGCCGGCAGGUGGGCGUGAGCCGCGGGAUCUCGGCGUCUCCACCCGCGGGGAAGCAUGUCCAAGAAAGGCCGCGCCAAGGGCGAGAAGCCCGACGCGGAGACGGACGCGGUGCAGAUGGCGAACGAGGAGCUGCGGGCGAAGCUCACCAGCAUCCAGAUCGAGUUCCAGCAGGAGAAGAGCAAGGUGGGCAAGCUGCGCGAGCGGCUGCAGGAGGCCAAGCUGGAGCGCGAGCAGGAGCAGCGGCGCCACACGGCCUACAUCUCGGAGCUCAAAGCCAAGCUGCACGAGGAGAAGACCAAGGAGCUGCAGGCGCUGCGCGAGGUGCUCAUCCGGCAGCACGAGCAGGAGGCAGCGCGCACGGCCAAGAUCAAGGAGGGCGAGCUGCAGCGGCUGCAGGCCACGCUGAACGUGCUGCGCGACGGCGCGGCCGACAAGGUCAAGUCGGCGCUGCUGGCGGACGCGCGCGAUGAGGCGCGCCGGACCUUCGACGGCGAGCGCCUGCGGCUGCAGCAGGAGAUCCUGGAGCUCAAGGCGUCACGCAAGCAGGCGGAGGAGGCGCUCAGCAACUGCAUGCAGGCCGACAAGACCAAGGCGGCCGACCUGCGCGCCGCCUACCAGGCGCACCAGGACGAGGUGCACCGCAUCAAGCGCGAGUGCGAGCGGGACAUCCGCAGGCUGAUGGAUGAAAUCAAAGGGAAAGAUCGGGUGAUCCUAGCCUUGGAGAAAGAGCUUGGUGUGCAGACCGGUCAAACGCAGAAGCUGCUGCUUCAGAAGGAAGCUUUGGACGAGCAGUUGGUUCAAGUCAAAGAGGCUGAGCGGUACCACAGUAGCCCAAAGAAGGAGCUUCCGCCUGGCAUAGGAGACAUGUCAGAGCUGAUGGGCGUCCAGGAUCAACAUAUGGAUGAGCGAGAUGUGAGGCGAUUUCAACUAAAAAUUGCUGAGCUGAAUUCGGUGAUACGGAAGCUGGAAGACAGAAAUACCCUCUUGGCAGAUGAAAGGAACGAACUGCUGAAACGCUCUCGGGAGACGGAGGUGCAGCUGAAGCCCCUGGUGGAGAAGAACAAGCGAAUGAACAAGAAGAAUGAGGAUUUGCUGCAGAGCAUCCAGAGGAUGGAGGAGAAAAUCAAGAACCUCACGAGGGAAAACGUAGACAUGAAGGAGAAGCUGUCCGCGCAGGCGUCCCUGAAGAGGCACACGUCCUUGAACGACCUCAGCCUGACGAGGGACGAGCAGGAGAUCGAGUUCCUGCGGCUGCAGGUCCUGGAGCAGCAGCACGUCAUCGACGACCUCGCGCUGGAGAGGGAACGGCUGUUGCGCUCCAAAAGACUUCGUGGGAAAAGCGUGAAGCCGCCCAAGAAGCAUGUUGUGGAGACAUUUUUUGGAUUUGACGAGGAGUCCGUGGACUCGGAAACACUGUCAGAAACGUCCUACAACACAGACAGGACAGACAGGACCCCAGCUACCCCCGAGGAGGACUUGGACGAUCUCACGACCCGAGAAGAGGCCGACCUGCGCUUCUGCCAGCUGACCCGGGAGUACCAGGCCCUGCAGCGCGCCUACGCCCUGCUGCAGAAGCAGGCGGGGGGCACCCUGGACGCCGAGAGGGAGGCGCGGACACGUGAACAGCUCCAAGCCGAUCUGCUGCGGUGUCAGGCCAAAAUCGAGGACCUGGAGAAGGCCCUGGUGGAGAAGGGCCAGGAUUCCAAAUGGGUCGAAGAAAAGCAGCAGCUCAUUAGAACAAACCACGACUUGCUGGAAAAGAUUUAUAGACUGGAAAUGGAAGAGAACCAGCUGAAGAACGAAAUGCAAGAUGCAAAGGACCAGAACGAGCUGUUAGAAUUCAGAGUGCUAGAACUCGAAGAGAGAGAGCGGAGGUCGCCAGCAUUUAACCUCCAAAUCACCAGCUUCCCCGAGAACGACAGCAGUGCGCUGCAGCUGUUCUGUCACCAGGAAGGAGUUAAGGAUGUGAAUGUAUCUGAACUUAUGAAGAAAUUAGAUAUCCUUGGCGAUAACGGGAAUUUGAGGAAUGAAGAACAGGUUGCAAUAAUCCAAGCCGGAACUGUGCUUGCCCUGUGUGAAAAGUGGCUGAAGCAAAUAGAGGGAACCGAGGCAGCUCUGACCCAGAAGAUGAUCGACCUAGAGAAGGAAAAGGACCUGUUCAGCAGGCAGAAGGGCUACCUGGAGGAGGAGCUGGACUACAGGAAGCAAGCCCUCGACCAGGCUUACCUGGUAGGACCGGAAAAAAUCCAGGACCUGGAGGCCACGCUGUACAACGCGCUGCAGCAGGAGCCGGGGCGGCGGGCCGGCGAGGCGCUGAGCGAGGGCCAGCGGGAGGACCUGCAGGCCGCCGUGGAGAAGGUGCGCCGGCAGAUCCUCAGGCAGAGCCGCGAGUUCGACAGCCAGAUCCUGCGCGAGCGCAUGGAGCUGCUGCAGCAGGCCCAGCAGAGAGUCCGAGAACUGGAGGAUAAGCUUGAGGUUCAGAAGAGACAUCUGAAGGAACUGGAGGAGAAGUUUUUGUUCCUGUUUUUGUUUUUCUCACUAGCAUUCAUUCUGUGGCCUUGAUGACGUCGGGGAGCCAAGAACUCGGGAGAGAAAAAGAGCUAAUGGAAUAAACUGAGUCCCUAUGGCAACUCCAAACCCUUCAAAUCAAAAUUCAACAGCAAAGCAAGCUAUUCAAAGUCCAGAGACUGAAAACAGAUGCACGUGUAUUUGACAGGAGCUUCAAGGCGCAGCUUUUUUGGAUCUGUGGCUGGUCCUGGCCAGCCCAGGCUGUAGGGACUCUGCCGUGACAUGAGGUUUUGUUGAGAUUGGGGCCACAUGUGUCCCAACCAUGGCUCCUCCGAGAGCCCGAGAGCAGAGACCUCAAUACAAGGAAACUAAGUGCAAUUACCAGACAACGGGUGAUGGGGGAGCCCCCUCACUCUUUGGGGACUGGCCCGAGUCCUUCGUCCUGCCCUGCAUGCUUCCCCUGUGUACAUAUGUCCUCGUGAGCCUGUGCCAGGGCUACUAGCAAGUGUUCCUGUGAUCUGAAACCAAAUUCAAACCAAGUCAGCAAACCCCUCUGAUUCUGCCUGCCACGGGGUCCAGCAGCUGGAGACCAAGAGAGCAGGGCUCAGAGCAGGGGGCUGGAGAGCGGUGGACACCUGAGUCCUCAGACCUCCGGGGGGAAGCCACGGCUCCAUCACUCUCGUGGAUGUGAUGGGGCAAAAGUCCCAGAAACCAACUGCCCUGAGGCCAUGUGAACUGAAGACCGAGAGGGCGUGUGCGGCCACCCCGUUGGGGCCUGGGCUGCAUCGCUUCUUGAUUUGAUUUGCAAAGGGGCGCCGAGGAAGACUUGCUGGGGAGGCAGCAGAAUCCCUGGACACCCUCCAGGGAUCAGGCCCCUUCUGCCGUUGGGGGCUCAGGUCCGCUCCCUCACACUUGCUGAGUGGCGGGGGCCCUCCUGCUCUCGGACAGCGGCCCCAGAGUGAGCCCGGAGGGCAGGAGGUCCCCUGGAGCAUGGGAGGGGGCAGACAGGGA